AUGCAUUUCUCUAUCCCAGAAACGGAAGAAGUAAAGGAGGGCACAAACUCCUUCACGAUGUACAACAUCUACAUUAAUGGAGUGUUCCACUGCAAGGCAAGGUACAAACAGAUGAGACAGUUUCACGAUGAGCUCAAGAAGGAGUUUGGGUCCCAUAUCCUUCCAGAAUUUCCUAAAAAGAAGCUUCUUGCUUUGUCUCCGCCAGAAAUCGAACAACGGAGAGUUUUGUUGGAACGAUACAUUCAGCUUGUGAGUCAGGACCCUCAGAUAAGCAGCAGUGAUUUGUUUAACACAUUUCUACUCACAGCUCAGCAGGAAUCACAAAUGGAGGAGGCUGAACGUGUUUCACUGGAUACAUUCCUCAUGAAUGGUCACAAGAUUACCAUCAGCUUAAUGUCUACGGAUCAGACCGAUGAUGUUCUAGAGGCUGUAGCUCAACAGAUAGAAAUUCCCGAUGAUUUUGUUCAUUACUUUGGACUUUUCCUUGUCAAAAAGGAAGAUGAUGGGGACAGUUCAAUUGUGCGAAAACUCCAGGAGUUCGAGUCUCCGUACCUCUCCCUGAAGGCAGCCAACAAACAUGGAGUUCACAGAAUAGUUCUCAGAAAAGGAUACUGGGAUCCAUCUUUUGACAACGACUUGUUGGACAACAAGAUCACCAUGAACCUCUUGUACGUACAAGCCAACAAUGAUAUCGAAAGACAGUGGAUUCUAGCAACCAAGGAGCAGCUUAGCCACUUGGUGAAUUUACGAAAGAAAGGUUCCAAGCGAGAAUUUCUCAAAAUGGCUUCCACACUGAAAUACUAUGGCUAUAUGCACUUCAAGCCUUGCUUCACAGACUACCCUGAGCCAAACACAAGAGUCAUUGUUGCAGCUGGGCAGAAGGAGCUUAACUUUAGAGUUCAAGUCCAAGGGCAGAUCAAAGAGGGCAGUUUCAAAAUUACACGGAUGCGUUGCUGGAGAAUCACAACAGUUUAUCCAGGCAGUGAUGACAAAUCUCCAUCAUCUACCAACCAGAAGUCACAGCUGGAACUGUCCUUUGAAUAUUUGAUGUCCCGGGACACACUCCAGUGGAUUUCCAUCAUCAGUGAUCAAGCCAUGUUGAUCAGCACAUGCUUGCAGAGUAUGGUGGAUGAGCUCAUCAUGAUCAAACAAAACAAGAAGUUUAAAAAGCCUCAAGACAGACUGAAGUUAAACAGAAACACAGGACCCUUCAAGCCAAUGUCCAGGGAGCUGUCAUAUGGUGUUGAUCCUGAUGAACAAAGUGCAGUUAGCAGAGCCAAGGAUUCAGUGAAAAAAUUUGGCAGGGGUUUGCAAAAAACAGAUGAAGCACUUACCGAAAAUGGAGCAUUUGAGGAGAUUGGGGAUGAAGAUUUGUGA
This is a messenger RNA of Candidula unifasciata, 1377 nucleotides long. Lineage: Eukaryota; Metazoa; Mollusca; Gastropoda; Stylommatophora; Geomitridae. The record is from the annotation of a GenBank genome assembly.